UGUUCGCAGGCUGACCGAUGAAUUUAAUAUAAGUGAUGAGUUCGUAGAUUUGUAGUAGCCUGUUUGCACGAUCCGAUAAGAUCCGACGUUCGUUCGAUUUAUUCCCGUUCAAUUCAUCGCAACCACUCUGAAAAUAGCUACGGCUUGUGGUGGAAAAAAAGACAAGGAGUGACCAAAGUGACCGCGCAAUCUCCAUGCGAUUCGAGUGAUUUGCGGUCAUCGAAAGAAGCAACACUUCAGUGUGUACUACUAUAAAAAGAAAAGAUCGAAAAAUAAUCGGAAAAAAGCAAGUGUUAUUGGUUGUUUCUAGAAUUAAAUCUUGUUUUCACUUUAACACAGCCGUGGAAGAGGAUACUUACAUAGGAAACACGAGUUUCGAGUGAGAUGGCAAAGAAAACGUACGACCUUUUAUUUAAAUUGCUAUUGAUUGGCGAUUCUGGUGUUGGAAAAACGUGUAUUUUAUUCAGAUUUUCGGACGAUGCUUUCACGACAACAUUUCUCUCUACGAUAGGUAUUGAUUUCAAGAUAAAAACAGUGGAACUAAGAGGGAAGAAGAUCAAACUACAAAUAUGGGACACAGCUGGUCAGGAAAGAUUCCACACUAUAACAACUUCGUACUACAGAGGUGCUAUGGGAAUCAUGCUCAUAUAUGAUAUUACAAAUGGCAAGAGUUUUGAAAACAUUGUCAAAUGGCUGAGAUACAUUGAUGAACACGCUAAUGAGGAUGUCGAGAAGAUGAUAUUGGGCAACAAAUGUGACAUGCAUGAAAAGCGUGUUGUUAGCACGGAAAGAGGCGAAGCAAUAGGUAGAGAGCAUGGAAUAAAAUUCAUGGAAACAUCAGCCAAGUCAAACGUAAACAUCGAGCGAGCAUUUAUCGAACUCGCAGAGGCUAUUUUAGAAAAAACAGCCGGUAGUGAACCUCAGGAAGCACCAGAUCGCUUAACGGUCGAUCGUAGAGUUGAAAAAAGUUCAAAUCGCUGCUGCUAACUGUAUAUUAGGAGUUUAUAUUAUACAAAACUUGCAUAAUUAGCUGAGUAUCGACGACUAAUGCCAGCUUUACUUCAUUAGUAUGAUAAUUAGCAAUUACCUAUUAUUUUUUAUUGUUAUCUUUAUAAUAAUUUAAAUUAACAAUAUAGUAACGCGUCAGUUAAUAAUAAUAUUCAUACUAGUUAUCGAGUUUAUUUAUAUCUAUAAGGUGAAAAGAAAACGAGAGCGAGAGAUAGAGAGUUGAUAUGUACAUAUGUAUUAUGUAGCGUAUGUCGCAGAAAAACCAGAAGAAAUCUAAGUUUACAACAUGUCUGCGCCUGUAGCGGUUAGAUAACUGAAGGAUCAAUUCAUUUAUAGAUUAUAAUAUUUUACGCAUUGUAUUUGAAAUUUUGAAAACCACACAGAAAUAUUGUACAUCUCGCAAGUUUUAAAAAUUUCUAUGUUUCAUGUAAUGUGUAGUCAGUGUUGAUAGAAUCAUCUGCAAUCAAAAGUAAUAAUCAAUUAAGUCUAGUAUAUUUAUGGAAGAACUAUUCGAAUUAUAUUUCAGAAUAAUUAAUCAUAUUCGGCUUUAUUCAAUGGGCAAUCGGAAAUAAAUUAAGAUCCAUGGCUUGUCGGUCAAAUUGAUAAAACGUCAAAAUAAGUAAAAUUUAAAAUAAGUUGAAAUUGAAAGAUGGAGUAAAUCAGAAAUAAACGAAGAAAAAAUGUCUCGAUUCUUACUGGAACAUUUGCAGUCUUCCCAGUUAACUUAACAACUAUACUAACUUCUCAACAAGUUGAAAUUAUUAUAGACUACGUUUAUACGACGUCAUUUUCAUUCCGGUGUUUACUAUAACUGAUUUUAUUCAAUCGGUGGUAAAAGUGCGUGUAUCUCACAUUCAAAAUAAUAACUGUCGAACGAAAACUGUCGUAUAAAUGAAGUAAUAGUUUCCAUUCGCGCAGUCGUUGAGUGUUAAGAAAAACGUUUUGUUUCAUCUGAUGAAAAUUGAUAUGCCUUGGUUUUUUAGAAUUAUACUCUAACUCUAACUCUGAGUAUAUGGAGCGUUUCUGUUUGGCUUUACCAGGUGUAACGAUUACCUAUUUUCGACCUUAACAGUUUUGUUGCUAUUACACCGCAAAAUAGAUAACCAUUCUAUAAAAACAUAAUUUUCUCCAAUUUGCACUCUUUCAGAACUAACAAUAAGCCAAGUAUACGUAGCAACUGUGAAAUAACAGGUCUUGCAAGUCUAACGAACAAGUUUUUAUUUUGUUAAUGAAAUCCCGGUUUAUAAUGUUUUUUCGUAGAUUCAUAGUUCAAAAUUUUUACAUUUAUUGUUCUCGGGGUUCAAGACAGCUUUACCAUGUUCCAUUACUAAACAUGGUCAUCUUUUAUAAAGAAUUUUGUCCACGGAACACGCAAUUAAUUUAAGCUUUUAUCUGAGAUGCAUGUAUGCACCUAUGGAUCAAGAGUUAUAGAUUUUUAAUGAAAUCGAAAAUCCUAAUAAAGCGAUGAAAAUUUAGAAGUACAGCAAUAAAUUGACUAAUAUUAACUUCACAAUCUUAAAAAAAUUUUAAACUUCAAAAGCUUAGGUGCAAUCAUUUUUAAUGAGUACCUUUAAAAAAUUUUGCUUUCUGAAGUAAAGUUUUGCAUAAUUAAUGAAUGGAAAUUGAUUGAUUAAGGAAUCAUGAAAAAACACCCAUAUUUUCGACUUUCGCUUGCCAAACGUUCAUAAAAAUGUUAGUUAUCGUGCAUUUCAUUUCAAACCAAAAUUCCCAUCAAUACCUGAAGUUAUGGUUGACUUUAAUACUAAAGAAAGAAAGAAAGAAAAAAAAAAAAAAAACAAAGUAGUUGCAUCGACAAAAAAUGAAAAUUGGCAGAAUAUCGACGAUCGAUGCAAUGUAAGAUUGUGGGUUCUAAUUUAUAGAAAUAUAUUAUUUUCUGUAAAUACCCUAUGCAAACAUUCUUGUUCCUAUAUUUACUACUAUUAUUAGUAAUCAUUGAAAAUCCAAGGCCAGAGAAUAAGGGUACAAAAGUCUCAUAAAAAUUCCUGAUUGACUCAAAUUGACUAAUGAACCAUGUGACAUCAUAGUCAUAGACUGAUCUGUAUCAUUUCUAAAAUCAGAUUUCGCGUUACGUUUCCGUUUUUGAGGCCUAUCGUACAGUCAAAACAUGGCAUUAUUUUCUACUAUAUUUUUUAAAAUGGUAAUGUCGUAUAGCACGAUCAUAUAGUCAGCGAUCUGGUAAGCCAUUGCACAUGAAUGUUUUAAUAUAGAUACAUACCUAAUAAUAAUAUACAUACUAUAUUUCUUGUGAUACAUUAUGCGCACGAUCAAAUGCUAGUGAGUGUUCAGGUAGGCAUUAAAGAGGACAUACCAAACACAACACUUUGAUAAAAUUGUUUCUACGUAAAGCCAAUAAAAUUUUUAUAUGUAUUACCGUGUCUAAUAAAUAAUUCGUAUUAGGAA
Messenger RNA from Diprion similis, 3429 nucleotides. RefSeq names its product ras-related protein Rab-10 (gene Rab10). Gene Ontology annotation, cellular component: recycling endosome; insulin-responsive compartment; Golgi apparatus. Gene Ontology annotation, biological process: cellular response to insulin stimulus. The transcript is spliced from 5 exons. Gene Ontology annotation, molecular function: GTPase activity; GTP binding. The record is from RefSeq and is a predicted model, not a curated record. The coding region runs from base 385 to 987 and encodes 200 amino acids. Lineage: Eukaryota; Metazoa; Arthropoda; Insecta; Hymenoptera; Diprionidae.